UAUUCAAGAGGGGUGUAUGUGUGUGUGUGGUCUGUCUACAAAAGUAGCCUAAAAAAAAAAUAGCUACAGCAACCUUUUCGUUGCUUUUAUGAAUGAAAAGGAGAUGGCUGACCCCUCCGUCAAUUUCAGAGGUCAGGAAACUGACAGGAUCCGGCGCAGAAAUGUCAAACCUUUGGAUACAAAGCUGGGGCUCGAGGGGGAGAGGCUGGACAGUGGGAUCGACUCCAUGCAAGAAGCGGACGAGACCCUGGGCAGUGUCACAGACCAGAUGAGGAAUCUGAAUGUCAGCUGUGCCAGUGUGGAAGAGCAGAAACCGACCCAGAGCUGGACCAUGUUCAGGAGUGAAGAUGGGGACACGUUUCUCCAUUUGGCAAUCCUGCACCAGCGCCCGGACAUUGCCAGUUUCCUUCUGUGGUCUGAACCAUCUGUUAUAGACGUUUGCAACAAGUCCCGACAGAGCCCUUUGCAUUUGUCGGUGAUCAUGAGGAUGCCAGGCGUGGCCAGGGAGCUGGCGCAGGCUGGGGCGAACCUGGAGAGUUUGGACACCUUCGGGAAUACCGCAUUGCAUCUGGCCUGCGAACAGGGAGACCUGGACUGCGUUAACUCGCUCCUGAACCUGACGGGCACCAGCGACUUCAUGCAACAGCGCCUGGCGCAAGAUCUGGAACAGCGCAAUUACUGCGGUCACACAUGUCUUCACAUUGCAGCAAUGAAAGGUGACUGUGAAACAGUGGAGCAACUGCUGUCUUCAGGAGCCAACAUUAACGCUCAGGAACCGAGCAGCGGGAGGACGCCCCUGCAUCUGGCAGUUGAGUUCCAGCAUCGAGAAGUGGUGCAGCUCCUCAUUGAACGCGGGGUGGAUGUGAACCGGCUGAUGUACAACAGCUGCACAGCCUUCCACCUGACGGCCGGACGGCCGGACCUGGUGAUCCGGGAGCAGCUUUCCCAGCUGACCAACUCCUCGCUGAUCCCACUGUAUGAGUCUUCCGAUUCGGACUCUGAGGCAGAGUGGGAUGCCCGAUCAGACUGUGAGAUGCCCCUAGAUUAUGAUGAUCUUCAAAUUAGAGGCCAUUCUCUCCACUGAAUGCACAGCACACUCGGUGCUGUGCACUGGCUUACAUUGCAACUAAGACAAUGAUUGUAUCAUCAAAGGGGAACUACCAGCGGACUGUGGGUUCAGUGUCAUCGUCUCCCUAUCCACCCCCAUCGCUCCUCGCCCCCAUUCUUCCUUCAAUCCCCAAAGAGGUGUGGGCAUCUUGAGAACCAACCACCACACUUCAAGAUGUUCUCCGCCACACUUCAAGAAGUUCUCCGCCACACUUCAAGUUGCUGAGUGUACCGAACUGUAGCUCCAUGUAGCUCACUGCAACUUUGAAGCCAGUGCCUUAAGAGAGGCUGCUAAAGGUGUUUGUGGGGGCGGGUGGAGGGAGAGAAGCACCAGCUCACACAGAAGAGAGGCUGGAUGACGCACAAACAUAGGGCAGGAAUGAACGGAGUAUCUUGACUAAAGACUUUUCCCCUGGCUUUUUGUUUCCCAUAGCCAUGACUAGGAGCAAGUAUGUUAACUUGUUUUACUUGAUUGUGGGGGAGGUGACAUCCUCCCCUCAUUUCCGUUUAGCCCCGCCAUUGUUGCAGUGGUUAACCACCUGCGAGGUGACUGCUGGCUACAAGGGCUAACUCGAGACAAGCUCAUGAAUAGAAAAAAAUGUCCCCAUGAGGAAGGACUGGGUCACUCUUUUUGUGGGCCACUGAACUGAGAGUUCAGGAUUUCAUAAACUGACAAGAGGUGAGACUGAAGAAAAGGCGGCUUUAAGACCCCUCCUCCCAUCCAGUCUCACCAAUCGGGCACCAAGAUUGGUUGCGAGAUUGCUCAUGGCAUAAACGCAAAGCCAACGGUGUUGGGUGGUGCGAUGGCCCAGAGGCUAUCCUGUAACCUCAGCAACUUGGGUUCAAAUCUUGCCUUGGGAUGAAGGUCCCUUCUUUGACUGGAAAGAGAGGUGGUGCCUCAAGCCAGUUUCUACUGAGCUUUGCUGCAUGAUGCUGAACCGCUACCCUCACCUAAGGCAGGCGUCAGAGUUGAAGGCUCUUCUCAGGAUUGGGGUGAGCCGCAGAGUAAAUGGGCCAAGACGUGAAUCACGUGACAAGGCAUUGUCUUAGCAACUUCUCCCUGAGGGUUUAGCAGUUUUAACUUCAUGACGGUUGAGGGUGGGGGCACGGUGGAAUUUCUCAGGGUUUCAAUAACACGAAUGAGCCUGACUCUCCCAAACAUCACAUCAACCACACCAACAGGCCCUUGGACACGUGUUUUGUGUGGUCUGAUGCCUCUCAUUGGCCCUUUCCCAACACGUCGUUGAGCUGGUGAUAUGCCAGGAUCCUCAUGCCUGCUCUCCCCUCUUGGUCAUUGCCAACCCUGAAUACCCAACUACAUCACACGUGGAAAGUUGCCAACUCAUCACAGGCAAAAAUGGACACUAAUGCUUUCAUUCAUAUCUACACAUUGAAGACUGGGAUGAAUUGAGAACUCACUGUCGACUUGUACACGACUAUCAGAAAGUUUGAAGUGGAAGUUAAAUAUUUUGGUUUGUGUAAAGACUGAUGGAGAAAAGGAUGACAAAUUGUUUUGAUAUGCUCUGUUAAGCUUUAUGAUGUGAAUUCCGACUUGCGUGUAUUGUCAUGGGUGGAUGGGGGGAGUGGAGGGGGUGCGGGGAGUAUAAAUUUAUCUUCAGGUAGUCAGACAAAACAGGCAGUAGUGAAUCGGACAAAGACAGUAUCCAAAGAUGAAUUGUAUCCAAGCGAGAGUAUCUGCCAGUGGAAAGUCCAGCCCUAAUGGGUUGGAACUGACAGGAAAAGUGUCGUUAGUCCAUCUAGCCUGCCCUAUGCCUCAUCUUGACUAGGACACUUCCCACCUAUCCCAUACAGCCAUGUAAUCUCCUGAGCGUGGCAUAAUGUCAGAGAAAAACCCAGGGGCAACAAAGGGUUAAAAAUAGACUGGGGAAUUCUUCAUUACCGCCCUCGGAAACCAGCCCAGGAUAUCACAUGGGCUCAAUGUUAUCUAUAAAUAGACUUGCCUUUUAUGUAAUGAGAUCUACUCUCCCAGGCAGGAAAGGGUCCAGGUCCCUAUUCACUGCCUGAAGCAUCACAGAGUUAAGGGGUCACCUCCCUCCUAAACAAUAGGGGAUGAUGUUUUACGGGUCUCAGUUACAGCCAUUGAGAGCUCUGAAGAGACAAGAUGGGGAUGGGAGAAAGAUUGUUGGUGUACCAAGCAACAUGGGGAAAAUAAUCUGGCACCAUCUUUAUAAUUGCCCCAAAAUCAUAUUUCAUAUGUCAGUCCAAGAAGGAAUGGCAUUGGACUACUCAGUCCAUGGAAUUAGCUGAAAUACUUUAUUCUGUUGCUGCUCUUUGGGAUGUUUUUGAUUGCGUUGGAAAUAGAGUUGUACAGGUCACACACUUUUGUACAUAAUUUCUUACAAAUUUUAUUUUUUUACAUUAAAUAAUAUAGAAAAUAAUC
Molecule: messenger RNA, 3508 nt
Organism: Carcharodon carcharias (great white shark)
Lineage: Eukaryota; Metazoa; Chordata; Chondrichthyes; Lamniformes; Lamnidae
Product: NF-kappa-B inhibitor alpha-like
Exons: 6
Coding region: 89-1084 (331 amino acids)
Molecular function (GO): protein binding
Source: RefSeq, a predicted model, not a curated record